Messenger RNA from Coffea eugenioides, 3223 nucleotides. RefSeq names its product scarecrow-like protein 14. Gene Ontology annotation, molecular function: DNA-binding transcription factor activity; sequence-specific DNA binding. Gene Ontology annotation, cellular component: nucleus. The coding region runs from base 350 to 2581 and encodes 743 amino acids. The transcript has 2 exons. Gene Ontology annotation, biological process: regulation of DNA-templated transcription. NCBI's taxonomy places the organism in Eukaryota, Viridiplantae, Streptophyta, Magnoliopsida, Gentianales, Rubiaceae. The record is from RefSeq and is a predicted model, not a curated record.
AAAAAUCACCGCCGGUUUACACCUUCUCUUUCCCAGUCCCAAACAUUCACCAUUCACCAUUGACCACCCCCUGCUUCAGCGAAUCUUCCUCUGAUUACAGUAGUGGUAAAUCUAUCUCUUCAACUUUUCUGCUCUUCCCUAUCUCUAUAAAUAGGGAGAGUUGGAUACAAGCUCCAGUUUUAGUUGUAGUCUCUAGUAAGACUAUCUUUUUCUUUUUCCCUCUUUAUUUUCUUUCUUUCUCCUGAAGAUAAUCAGCUUAAAGUGCCCAUUCCACUGCCCUGAUAUUCGGUCCUCUCCUUUCUCUUUCACUUCUGGAAGCCUUGUCCAGGGUUUCAAGGGUUAUGCCAGCAUGGAUCCACGGUUUAACCAAUUGCCUGAUUCUGUUAACGGUUUCAAAUUCGAGGAUGAGAUUGUUUUACCAACUUUCGAGGAGUCUCCUAAUCUUUUGAAUGGCUUCAAAUUUGGUGACAAUGCUUUAGAUCUUAAUUUCGUGGAUACAUCUUCUUUCUCACCCAGUCCUGGCACUGGUAAUCUUCCUGCUUUCUCAAGUGGGAGCUCUGAGGUGGAUUCUCCAGAUGAUGGUGACUCAGAUCCCGUGCUCAGGUAUCUGAACCAGAUACUCUUGGAAGAGAACAUGGAGGAGAAGCCCAGCAUGUUCCCUGAUCCUCUGGCUUUACGAGCUGCUGAGAAAUCCUUAUAUGAUGCACUUGGCCAGAAGUAUCCUCCAUCUCCGUACCGGGUUGACCAAAACGCAGAGAGCCCGGACAGCCUGUUUGGAAGCGCGAGCGAGCAUAGUGCAAACAGCAGCAGUACUUCCAGUAGUUCUGUUGAGCCUGGAGAGUAUAAAUCUGCGGCGGGGCAGAGUUACUCUUUGGACUACUCUUUCCCGUUGUCUUCUGAGAACAGUUCAAAUCUUUUGUUUAAUUCUGUGAGCAGCUUCGGUAAUCAUAUGAAUGGGCAGUUGAACUCUCUUGCAUACAAUAACCCGAUUCCGAAUAUAUUUAGUGAUAGUGAGUCCAUUUUGCAGUUCAAGAAGGGGAUGGAAGAAGCUAGUAAAUUUCUACCAAGUGGUAAUCAAUUGAUUAUUGACUUGGAUAAGUAUGCAUUGCCUCCAAAGUCGGAGGAGAUUUUUCUGGAGUCUAAGGUCAAGGAAGAGAAGGAUGACGGUGAUCAUUCUCCUAAUGGCUCAAGGGGAAGGAAGCAUCUUCAUCGACAGGAAAGUGAUAUAGAACAGCAGAGGAGCAGCAAGCAAUCGGCAGUUUACGAUGAAGAGGCUGAAUUGUCUGAGAUGUUUGAUAGAGUGCUUCUUUGCACUGAUCUAAAAUGGUGUCAUGCUGCUGCUCAGUUACAUGAUGAAGCGAACAAGACUGGGCAGCAGAAUGGACUUCCAGAUGGAACUGGUGGUGGAAAAACUCGUUCUAGGAACCAGGGGAGUAAAAGUGAAGCUGUGGAUUUGAGGACGCUCUUAAUUAGCUGUGCUCAAUCUGUUGCGAAUGAUGAUCAAAGGACCGCACGUGAACAAUUAAAGCAGAUUAGGCAGCACUCAUCUCCCUCAGGUGAUGCGUGCCAGAGGUUGGCCAGCAUAUUUGCAAACGGUCUUGAGGCACGUUUGGCGGGCACUGGAACUGAGAUAUAUGCGGCCUUAGCAUCCAAAAGGAUCUCAGCUGCUGAGAAGUUGAAGGCUUACCAGGUUUAUCUUUCAGCCUGCCCAUUCAAGAAAAUAUCAAUUUUUUUUGCCAAUAAGAUGAUCGUGCAUAAAGCAUCAGAUGCCAAAACCCUGCACAUUGUAGAUUUUGGUAUCCUUUAUGGUUUCCAAUGGCCAAUAUUAAUUCAUCAUCUUUCAACCAGACCUGGUGGGCCUCCCAAGCUCCGCAUCACUGGAAUUGAGCGGCCUCAACCUGGUUUCAGGCCAUCAGAAAGAGUUGAAGAGACAGGGAGGCGGUUAGCUAGGUAUUGUGAGAGAUUUCAUGUGCCGUUUGAAUAUCAAGCCAUAGCAGAACAAAAUUGGGAGGCAAUUAAAGUUGAGGAUCUGAAUAUUGCUGAAGGUGAGGUGCUUGCUGUUAAUGCUUUGUUUCAAUUUAAUAACCUUUUUGAUGAGACAGUCAAGGUGGACAGUCCAAGGGAUGCUGUUUUAAGGCUAAUCAGGAAGAUGAAUCCAGAUAUUUUCGUGAAUGCUGUGACUAAUGGGUCCUAUAGUGCUCCUUUCUUUGUAACUCGAUUCAGGGAGGCCCUCUUCCAUUACUCGUCAUUAUUUGAUAUUUUUGAUGCUACCUUACCACGUGAAGAUCUUCAGAGGAUGAAUCUUGAGCAACAGUUUUUUGGGCGUGAAGCUAUAAAUAUUAUUGCUUGUGAGGGCGCAGAGAGAGUGGUGAGGCCUGAGACUUACAAGCAAUGGCAGGUUCGCCAUACACGAGCUGGAUUUAAGCCUCUUCCUUUGAAUCAAGAACUUUUAGAAAAGUUGAGGGGUAAGGUAAAGGGAGGUUACCAUAAAGAUUUUGUUUUUGAUGAAGAUGGUAGUUGGAUGUUGCAAGGUUGGAAAGGUCGCAUUCUCUAUUCUAGCUCGUGCUGGUCACCUGCAUAGAGGACUCUAUCCUAUUAUCCUUGUUUGGAUGUAGAUAUUCAGCGCACCCGGAAUUUUAUGUUAAUGCGAAAGACCUCGAAGCUUGUCAUCAAGAUUCAACUUCUCUCUUUUUUCGUCUCUCUCUCCUACAUACACGAAGGCACACACAUGCACAUGCACAAAAGAAACUACGUGCACAUGAAAACCCACAUUCUGUGGUCUCCUGCACAGGCAUGUUUCUGAGUAUCUCUAUAUGCUGGCAGUCUCCUCCUAUGUACGGACAAUACACGCUUCCCACCAUGCCCAUCUGCUAUACAAGUGCCAGUUAGAUCUGGAGUCAGAAAUUUCCGGAGUUUGAGCUUGAUACUGGAUGCUGCCAUUCUUUGACAGCAUUAUAAGUUGAAGAUCAGAUUAGGAUCGCCAGUUUCUUAAUUUCAUCAACUUGCCCUCUAGUUUAGCUCGUCAAGAUGUUUGUAGAGAGCUGAUUAAACUCCUCCACUCUCUUGGCAGUGUCUCUAGCUGUUUGCGUAGCAAUGAUAGUUUUACCCUGUAAAACCUCAGUACGAGGUAAUGCUAGUUUUAUUUUAUAAAGGCUGCUGUUAUGGACCGCUAUGACCUAACUAUCUACAAUAUGAUGACUAUGUUCUUGUGUUUUGUUCGGUA